Molecule: messenger RNA, 1305 nt
Organism: Eurytemora carolleeae
Lineage: Eukaryota; Metazoa; Arthropoda; Copepoda; Calanoida; Temoridae
Product: protein boule-like
Exons: 13
Coding region: 130-1290 (386 amino acids)
Molecular function (GO): RNA binding
Source: RefSeq, a predicted model, not a curated record
UAUUUAACUGUUAAUAUUUCAGAGAAAACGUAAUAUUUCAGAAAAAUCUCACACACAAGAUCAUAUUUCUUCUGUAGAAUAUUUUGCAGAAAUGCUAAGUUUCUGCUGAAGUCAGGCCCUGGUUCUCACAUGUUAAAAAUGUCUACAGGGAGUAUAGAAGCCUCUCCUUCUCCCUCUCCAGGCUCCUACAAUACAUCCUACACAGUUCCAGGGGGUGGAGUUCCUAAACUUGGAACACUAGUUCCUAAUAGAGUUUUUGUUGGAGGAAUAUCUUCAAGUACUACAGAAUCAGAACUUCAUCAACUGUUCUCAGAGUUCGGGAACGUGAAACAAACCAAGAUAAUCGCGGACAGAGCAGGCGUAUCUAAAGGAUACGGGUUUGUUACAUUUGAAACGGAAGAGGAGGCGAGGAGACUUCAGGCAGCAUCAGAGGACAUAGUUUUGAAAGAGAGAAAACUCAAUAUAGCGCCAGCAAUUAAAAAGCAGCAAACCUAUGGUCGAAGCUAUGAGAUGGGUCAACCUGUUAUUAAUGGAGCCAUCUACUAUCAUAAUGGGAUUCCGUACACAUAUCAGCAGAAUGGAGUUGCCAUGUUUGUAUCUGAUGGACAGCCCUGUGUAGGUGGAGGGGUUAUAUCUCCAACAGGAAAAGGAUCAGGUCUGGGUACACCCUUCUCCCUGGUGUACCCUGGUGCCCCGGGUACCAUGUUCCUACCCUCCCAGACUCAAGCUGCUGGUGUUGUUUCUCAGCAACAACUACAGUUCCAAGCUGCCACUGCCAUCAGGGAGGCUGUCCAAUCACAGACGGCUGUUGCUGGAGGAACCCCAACUGGUUCCAACCAUGCAGCUGCUUGGAGAUGGGUCAACCCACAGACCACGACGACUACGCCAGGUCCUUGUUCCCAGUCCCCUGGAUCAAACCAGUCCCUGUCUACUCAGGCCGGUCAGCAGAUCAAUCAGGCACUUAGCUUUACUCAGGAAUCAGGAGUAUGGGGUCCUGCCACCACCUACCCACAGCAAACUCAACAAUCUCUAACCAACACUCAACCUGUGUUUAUCCCUCAAACCUCGGUGUUUACACCAACUACGCCCCUAUACCCAUCACCCACCCUGGGAGCUCAGUAUCCUCCGGUCAACAUGUUCACUGUCCCUCAGCAGACUCUCUACCCGGCACAGCAGCAGCUGAUGGAUCAACCCUUCACUCAGGACGGGUUCAGUCAAGAGUCGUCUUCGUUUCCUGACUCCAGUAGCGGUCAGAAUACCGGGGAUGCCUCUAUUUAUCAGGUAACGUGAAUUUUAAAUACCCGU